Messenger RNA from Malus domestica (apple), 1899 nucleotides. RefSeq names its product F-box/kelch-repeat protein At3g61590-like. Lineage: Eukaryota; Viridiplantae; Streptophyta; Magnoliopsida; Rosales; Rosaceae. Gene Ontology annotation, molecular function: protein binding. The record is from RefSeq and is a predicted model, not a curated record.
GUAUGGACAAAAACAUAGCUCAACUCCCACGCACUCUCACGCGCCUCUCUCUCUCUCUCUCUCUUCCCCACUCUCACGCAUAAACAGAGGAGGAGAGAGGCUAUAGAAAGAAAUAAAACGCUUUCUUUCUUACUUCACUAUCUGCCUGUUCUCUCUUCUCUCCCUCUCCCUUUAUUAUCUCCUUUUGCAAUUGGUUUUGCUCACCAGCUGAUGAGCAACAUGUUUCACCAGCCAAAUCUAGAGCUACCCAUCUCAUGGUUUUCUACCAUUUGAAGGAAAGCUUGUGCUUUUUUACCUUUUGCUUCGUUUAAGGAGGUCUGGGCGGUGAAAGGUUAAAUUUCUUUUCGGUUCGUUUGUUUUUCACCGCUAUAUUGAAUCUCUGCACAAAUCUAAGGGAACCCAUUUGGCCAGUGGCCGUGGAGAAGGCAGGAUUCGAAUAAAAGGUUCUUUUCACUUUACUUCUCUUGAUAAUGGAGGGAGAAACAUCGUGGUUUAGCCAUUCCUUUGAUAACAUGGCAAGGCGGACUACAGAGUAUGAUUCAUUCUCAGAGCUCAGUGACGAAGGAAAUAGAGAAGCUAAUGCAGUUUCAGUGGAUUUGAUACUUCCUGAUGACCUGUUGGAACGGAUAUUAGCAUAUCUACCAGUUGCAAGCAUUUUCAGAGCACGUAGUGUGUGCAAAAGGUGGUAUGAGAUUCUUAAUUCAAGAAGGUUUAUGUGGAACUUUUCGCACGUGCUAUCACAAAAGCCUUGGUAUUUUAUGUUUACCAGCUCUAAUGAUCCAACUGGUUAUGCAUAUGAUCCUAUCCUCAGGAAGUGGUAUGGCAUUGAGCUCCCCUGCAUUGAGACAUCCAAUUGGUUUAUUGCUUCAUCAUGCGGUUUGGUAUGCUUUAUGGACAACGACAGUAGAACAGAAUUAUAUGUCUGCAACCCUAUUACCAAAACAUGUAGGAAGCUUCAGGAGCCCCCUGGCUUGAAAUUUUCUGAUUACAGUGCACUUGCAGUUUCCGUUAACAGGAAGUCACAUGGUUAUACAAUCUCAAUUGUGAAAUCUAAGCAAGUUGCUGGAAAUUUUUUCGAAUGGGACUCCGUUCAUAUUUAUGAUUCCGAAACAAUGAUGUGGAUGACCUCUUUGACAGAGGUUCUGACAGGAUGGAGAGGUGGGGAUGAGAGUGUUAUCUGUGACGGGGUUUUGUACUUCUUGAUUUACUCAACUGGGGGCGGGUUACCAGACAAUCGUCAUGGCCUAAUCACAUAUAAUCUUUCAUCUCGUUCUCCUCAUGGGUUAUUGAUACGCAGUUUUAUUCAUGUACCUUCCCCUCUUACAUGUGGCCGUCUGAUGAACUUGAAGGAGAGGUUGGUUAUGGUGGGAGGGAUUGGUAAACAAGAUCGGCCUGACAUAAUUAAGGGGAUUGGUAUCUGGCUUCUAAAGGGGAAGGACUGGCAAGAGGUUGCGCGAAUGCCUCACAAAUUCUUCCAAGGGUUUGGGGAGUUUGAUGAUGUUUUUGCCAGCAGCGGCACAGAUGAUCUCAUAUACAUACAGAGCUACGGAGCUCCAACUCUUCUUGUAUUUGACAUGAACCUGAGGCAUUGGAGAUGGUCACAGAAGUGCCCUGUAACAAAGAGGUUCCCACUUCAGCUCUUUACUGGUUUUUGUUUCGAACCGAGGCUCGAAAUUUCUCCUUGAUUGUGUGGAUUGAUAGGAUGUUGUGGUGGUAUUAUACCAAUUUGUCCGAAAUUCCUGUGUUCCACCUUGUUUUCUUUCUUUUCCCUUUAGUUUUCAGUUACAACAUUUGUGUCCAAAAAUUUGUAUACAUAUAAUUUACCUGCAGAUAAAAAGCUGCUUAUUAAUGGUCAUGGCUAUAUUAUUCUUUCAAUUGGAAUUACCGCUGGUAAUACAA